Molecule: messenger RNA, 1934 nt
Organism: Lactuca sativa (garden lettuce)
Lineage: Eukaryota; Viridiplantae; Streptophyta; Magnoliopsida; Asterales; Asteraceae
Product: EH domain-containing protein 1
Biological process (GO): endosomal transport; endocytosis
Cellular component (GO): plasma membrane; cytoplasm
Molecular function (GO): GTP binding; protein binding; calcium ion binding
Source: RefSeq, a predicted model, not a curated record
AUCACUCAAAGGUUUGGCGCCUCGCACGACAAGCAAGGGGCAAAAGGGCAAACAAAAUAUCUCGACUGCAGUUUUCAACUUAGCAACGUCGGCGAGAUCUGGAAAUUUGGGGAUUUUGGUAGAUUCUCAAGUGCUGUAUUUAAAAACCCUGAUCUGGAGUCUAUUAGAGAAUCUGUAAUCUGUGUAUUCAUAACUUUUGAUUAAAAUGGAGAUUGAUUCAGCAUCGAUUAGUCGGUGCUCUGCAGAACACCAGAAGAUCUACAAAGACUGGUUCAGUGUCGCCGAUUCAGAUGGCGAUGGACGCCUCACUGGUGGUGAUGCCACGAAUUUCUUUGUCAUGUCCAAUUUAUCUCGACCAGAUCUCAAGCAGGUAUGGGCAAUUGCAGAUUCUAGACGACAAGGCUUUCUUGGUUUCAAAGAGUUUAUUACUGCAAUGCAGUUGAUUUCUAUGGCACAAGCAGGACACACAUUAAGUGGCGACCUCUUAAAUUCUGAUGUUGAUUAUGAAAAUUUGAAACCACCUGUGAUGGAUGGUCUGGAUGUCUUACUAGCUAAGAAAAAGCGUCCAAAAAGUGAUCCUGAAACGAAUGGUAAUCCUGAGGUGCAGACGUCUUCAUCAUCUAGUUGGUUUACUUCUUCAAAAUCUGCAAAGAAAGUUCCUUUAACUGCUGUUACAUCAAUCAUCGAUGGCUUGAAGAAGCUGUACAUUCAGAAGCUGAAACCUUUAGAAGUCACAUAUCAAUUUAAUGAUUUUGUUUCUCCUUUAUUGACAAACAGUGAUUUUGAUGCCAAACCAAUGGUGAUGCUUUUAGGUCAAUACUCAACAGGGAAAACAACCUUCAUCAAGCAUUUGCUUAGAAGUAGCUAUCCAGGAGCUCAUAUUGGACCUGAGCCUACUACAGAUAGAUUUGUUGUUGUUAUGAAUGGACCAGAUGAAAGAAGUAUUCCAGGAAACACUGUUGCUGUUCAAGCAGACAUGCCAUACAGUGGUUUAACCAAUUUUGGAACUGCUUUUUUGUCAAAAUUCGAGUGUUCUCAAAUGCCACAUCCCCUUCUGGAGCAUAUUACAUUUGUGGACACUCCUGGAGUUUUAUCAGGUGAAAAGCAACGCACACAGAGAAGCUAUGACUUUACAGGUGUCACGUCGUGGUUCGCUUCAAAGUGUGAUCUAAUCUUGCUUCUGUUUGAUCCUCAUAAACUUGAUAUCAGUGAUGAAUUCAAACGUGUCAUUUCAUCUCUUAGAGGAAAUGAUGAUAAGAUACGUGUAGUUUUGAAUAAAGCCGAUCAAGUCGAUACCCAACAACUUAUGAGGGUGUAUGGAGCUCUUAUGUGGUCCCUUGGUAAAGUUCUUAAUACUCCAGAGGUUAUGCGUGUAUACAUUGGUUCCUUCAAUGACAAACCUAUAAAUCGAGUGACUGCUGGCCCGAUUGGAACAGAACUAUUUGAGAAAGAGCAAGAUGAUCUUUUAGCCGACUUAAAAGACAUUCCUAAGAAGGCUUGUGAUCGUAGGAUCAAUGAGUUUGUGAAACGUGCUCGAGCUGCAAAGAUUCAUGCGUUCAUUAUUAGCCAUCUUAAAAAAGAAAUGCCUGCCAUGAUGGGGAAGGCUAAAACUCAACAAAAACUCAUCGAUAACCUUGAAGACGUUUUUGCAAAGGUACAAAGGGAGCAUCAUUUACCGGCGGGAGAUUUCCCAUAUGUAGAAAGUUUCAGGGAGAGAUUGAGUGGGUACAAUUUGGACAAAUUUGAGAAAUUGAAGCCUAAAAUGAUCCAGACUGUUGAUGAUAUGUUGGGAUAUGAUAUUCCCGACCUUUUGAAGAAUUUUAGGAAUCCCUAUGAUUAAGAUUUGUGAAUGUUUUAUAAAUUAUGUAACGUAGUGUGUGAUUUCUACUUGUUUAUGUAUUAAUGGAUAGAAUUGAGUUUUGUUUUGUGAUUAA